AUCCCCACUCAUCACAUAUCAACCACUGCAGCUCGUCCCUCAAAGUGCACAACGACAUGGCUCCUCCGGAUGGAUUGGCCAUUGGCAGUGGUGUAAUUGGUGGAGCAGGCUUUUUUGUUCAAGUCUUCCAGGGUUGCGUGAAGAGCUUUGAAUUAUGGAGAAAAGGAGAGGAACUCGCUGAUGAAGCUGAAAUAUUCCAAGCAAGACUGGAAAUGCAAGCGGCAAGAUUGAAGACUUGGGGCGUGGAAUGGGGGCUAGACCGCGGCGCCGAUUCCAUGCAUCUCAAAGACAGGCGUUUCCAGGAGUACGGAAAUAUGGCGGUGAGACACGUCGUUCUCAUCUAUCAUUUUCUAGAUGAGCUCGGAAAGCUGGGACAGGAUUUCCCUGCAAUCUCUUCGGCCGGUAACACAUCGAUAUCCGCCGCCUCGUCCAUCACGAAACUGCUUGACAUGGCCAAUCCAAACUCGACAGAGCGAGCAGAUCUCGAAGAAAAACUAAAGAGUAUACAGCGUGCUGCUAAGCUGAAAGAAAAAAUGAAAUGGGCGCUUAAUGACGGAGGGCCAUUGAAGGCUCUUGACCAGUUAAAGAGCUUGGUUGAUGAAUUGCUCAACUUUUUCACGCCCCCGAGAGUUGAUCCUGCAGCAAAGCUGGCGCUGAACAGUCUUUUGGCUACAAUGAGUCUAGCAAAGCUGCAAACAUUGAGCUCACAAUCAGAUGAGAACUCGGAACUGCGGGGGUUGGCCCUCCUCAAGUCUGCAAUCAUAGAAAUGGAUGCCCGAAAGACGGUUCUUGGCGGUGAGAAUGUAAAGGAGAAAGAGCGGCUUCUAAAAGAGACUGGUGCAAGAGAGGACAAAUCUGGUCGGAGCUAUGGCGUCUUUACCAAGAAUGGCACUACGCUACACGUGCUGGUAGAAUGGAAGCUGGUAGAUCCUGUAAAAUGCCCGCGAAAUGACUCGAGAGCAAUGUAUAAAACGAUGCUGCAAUACCGAAUCGAGAACUUGGCAAGGCUUCUCAAGGCUGAGUAUAAGCCUUCAGAGCUGCGUACACUGCCCUGUAUUGGCGUAGUUACAAGGCAUCUGGUUGAUGAGAAGUUGGAACACGGCCUUGUGUUCAAUGUCCCCGGAACAAACCAUCAAUGUUUAGCGCAAAUCCUGGAAGGAAACGGACAUGAUCUUGACGCAGGAGAUUGGUAUCGCAUCUCUGGGAGCAUUUCCCGAGCUUUGUUGUACAUGCACCUUGCUGGCUGGCUUCACAAGGGCAUCCGGAGCGACAAUAUACUCUUCUUCGCUGAGAGCAACGGUGACUUUUCCUACGACAAACCUUUUGUUGUAGGAUUCGAAUAUAGCAGGGAAGCAUCUGCUUCCCACCAAACAGAAGGCGUCACGGAUGAUUUCGAAUACAAUCUUUAUCGCCAUCCAGACGUGCAAGGUUUGCCUGCCGCGGUACAAACGUCAGCUUCCAAUACUAGCAAAAUUCCAUUUGAUUAUAUUCAUGAUCAAUACAGCUUAGGAAUUCUUCUCUUGGAGCUUGGCCUGAGAGAAAGCAUCAAGAGUGUACAGCAAAGAGCAUCUCAAGUUGCUGGACACAAGGGUCAUUCUGCCGUAGAAUUUCAAAAGUACAUUGUGGAUUGUGAAGUGCCCAAACUAGCAUCAAGGAUGGGUAAGGGGUAUCGGGAUGCGACGAGGCUUUGUCUCACGAAAGGCCUCAUCUCUCAAGAUUCUCGAAGCAUCCAGGAGCUGUUUUACCUGAACGUUGUAAGAGUGCUAGAUUCUUAUAAAGUACCCUGAAUGCCUCUUACUAUACCACGUAUCUAGGCAGUGUAAAUUAGUUAGCUCAACAUUUGUUCAUUUUUUUCUUUAUCCAAUCAAAAAAAGGAA
This is a messenger RNA of Bipolaris maydis ATCC 48331, 1877 nucleotides long. The record is from RefSeq and is a predicted model, not a curated record. NCBI's taxonomy places the organism in Eukaryota, Fungi, Ascomycota, Dothideomycetes, Pleosporales, Pleosporaceae.